AUGGUUUCUGUUAAAUUCGUUACUACUGUUCUUUUAUCCAUUUCAUCUUCAUUGGGUUUCCAAUUAUUACGUGAUGAAUCCGGAUAUUCCAUUUUACCACCAACUGAUUUAGUUUUACAACAUUUAAAAGAAAACAGUGAACCAUCCAAUAAUGGUGAAUAUUAUGAUGUCUUAACCACUGUUCAUAAAAAUGGUGAAAUCGUUCAUGUUAACUUAAAUAGUCAUGAAAUUAAACAGACUGGUAAAUAUAAAUUCAAUUAUGACAAUUCUGCCUAUAAGAACUGUGACAUGAAGGGUUUGUUCAAGAGAACUAUCUUAAGAGAAGAUAACUUCUGUUUCAAUGAAGAAUUCAAAUUAGAAACUAGUCAAUGUGGAUUUGAAUUUGUUUCUUAUGCUAAUGCUGAAGAUUGUUCCAAUGAAGCCAGCAAAUACUCUUGUGUUUUAGAUGUUAUGAAACAACAAGAUUCUACUUUAAGUUUGAAAGAUAUGGAAAAUGUUCCUGCUCAAGUUAGAUGUUAUUAUAACAUGACAGAUGCUCAGGCUGAUAAACCAUUAAAUGGUGCAUGUUCCAAGUAA
Messenger RNA from Hemisphaericaspora subhashii, 576 nucleotides. RefSeq names its product Coi1p (gene COI1). Lineage: Eukaryota; Fungi; Ascomycota; Pichiomycetes; Serinales; Debaryomycetaceae. The transcript has a single exon. The record is from RefSeq and is a predicted model, not a curated record. The coding region runs from base 1 to 576 and encodes 191 amino acids.